AUGGGUAUCCAAAGAGGAAACCAAGCAGCGCAAGCGGGCUCGUCAGCCACGACCGAUCCUCUUAUUGAGAAGUUUGGACAACUUCACGUCUUGGAUGAUUUGAUUCGACUUCGUGCCGCAGAUUAUGUUCAACAUCCUAUUCUUGCAUACCCCAGCUCCGAGAAGGAUGCAGCAUCACACAAAUACUAUACUGGUCGGGACUUGGAUGAAAUGAUCGACCAAGUGGUUACUGUGCUCGUGGACUCUGGCUUUCCAGUGCCAAAAAGAGAUGGAAGCAUUGUGGCCCUACUCACGUUAUCCGAUUUAAAUAUGGUGACCGUCUUUUUCGCCCUGGGCCGACUGGGCUAUACAGUGAUGAUGCUAUCGCCGCGACUAUCCAGUGAAGCAUGUGUGUCGCUACUCGACAAGGUGAACUGUGACACGAUCAUGUACGGCAAUACUGGGGGUAUCCGAACCACAAUGGGCGAGGUUCUGCAGCGAAAGCUUAUCAGCUGUCGCCCAAUACCAAGUGCAUCGAGCAAAUGCGCAACAGAAACUACACUCCUGGUUCUGCACCGACAUCGCAACUCCGAGGCUCAACGAAACAAAAUAGCCUUGAUUCUUCACUCAUCUGGAUCCACCGGUACCGCAAAACCUCUAUUUCUCACCCACAAGGCGCUGAUGACGCAUCCUCUUCGAGGCCCUGGGUUGACAUCAUUCAAUCCUCUACCGUGGUAUCAUCUUCACGGUCUUUCUACCUCAUUGCAGGCAAUGUGGAUGAGGAAAACUGCCUAUAUGUGGAACGCAGCACUUCCGCUGACGGCAAAAUCUGUCCUGUCCGUACUAGAGGCCACUCGACCCGAAUCCGUGGCUGCAGUACCUUACAUGCUUCAACUUUUGGUGGAUAGCCCGAGAGGCAUUGCCGCACUUCGGGCAUGUAGACUGGUAACAUACGGAGGUGCACCUUGUCCAGAUGAGCUUGGCGACCGUCUGGUCAGCGAAGGCGUUCCUUUCAGUGGUUCAUUUGGCUUGACGGAGGCUGGUUUAGUCGCAGAGUCGAUCUCCCGUCCCAAGGGUGAUCCUUAUUGGAACUAUUUGCGGUUCUUCGAGAAUAUCAGAUCAUAUAUCUGGAUGAAGCCUAUUGGUGGCUCUCUCUACGAGUGUGUUUACUUGAAAGGGCAUCCUGCCUUGACAACUUCCAACUCAGACGAGCCCCCAGGCUCAUUUCACUCCAAAGACGUUUUCACACCACACCCCACCAUUCCAGAUAGAUGGAAGUAUGUUUCCAGAUUGGAUGACCGCAUUACUCUUGUCAAUGGGGAGAAAGUGCUUCCUCUCCCAAUUGAAGGCUUCGUGAAGCAAGAUCCUCUAAUCCACGAGGCAGUGGUUGUGGGACUGGGCAGGACUGCACCUGGAAUGCUGAUUUUCCAAACUCAAGAAGUCGAAGAUGCAGGAAUCGAGAAUGAGGAAUAUUUGGAAGCGAUCUGGCCGACAAUCCAGGCAGCUAACUUGCGUGCAGAGCGUUUCUCCCAGAUCUCACACGACAUGAUUGCCAUUCUUCCUUACACAGCCAAAUUCCCUCGCACGGACAAAGGGUCCAUGAUUCGGGCUCAGGUUUAUCUACAAUAUGCUGAUUUGAUUGAUGAUCUAUAUUCAAGAUCAGAAGAGACCAGAGGAGUUCUCCAGCUUGGACUAUCUGAUACUCAAUCUCUUCUGUUGCGACUGUGUCAGGAAGAAUUGUGUAUCUCACUUCCUUCUAUUAACACUGAUUUCUUUGUUGGGGGUAUCGACAGUCUGAAGGCCAUUCAACUACGUCGAUUGAUACUGCAGCACUUGAAGCUCGACAAAGAUGCACUGAGCCGGAAUGUCGUAUACGAGACGGGCAAUGUUGCAACUCUGGCAGAACACAUCUUUUCCUUGCAGCGUGGACAGAGCGACACAGCAACCGAAAGUGAUCACGCUUUUAUGACGGGUUUGAUCCAAAAGUACUCUUCAUUCAAGAAGCAUAUCCCACGGCCAGCAAUCGCCCCAAAUAGCAAGGGAGUGAUUCUCACUGGCGCCACGGGGUCCAUUGGUGCCCACGUCCUAUAUGAAUUACUCCAAGAUGACUCCAUCUCAAGUAUAUAUUGUCUCACCCGCCAAAGUCCACCAUUGGAGUCAGUCUUGCGCAGCCUGGUCAACCGCAACCUCUUCAUCACACCUAUACAAGCCUCCAAAAUCAUCGCGCUAGUCAGCACCAUCGACAGACCCAACUUCGGCCUCGACGACAACACCAUCCAAUGCAUGCAAGACACAGUAACCCAGAUAAUCCACGCCGCAUGGCCCGUGAACUUCAACCUCCCACUUACCCAAUUCACCCCACACAUCGCAGGAGUCCACAACCUCCUCGACUUCUCCCUCUCAGUGCACCGCCCCGAACCAGCCGUCAUGCUAUUCUGCUCCUCCGUCUCCACCGCACUAGCUUCACACUCCACCACAAUCUCCGAAGAACCAAUGACCCUAUCCGACGCAUACAUGGGUUACGGACGGUCGAAGCUCGUCGGCGAGCACAUCCUUAGCGUUGCACGACGCACCGGCGCGCGGUGCUAUUCCCUUCGCAUCGGACAAGUCUCGGGACACUCCAAAAGGGGACUGUGGAACGAUAGCGAGGCACUACCGUUACUCAUACGGUCUGCAUUGCCGCUCAAAGCGCUACCCGAUCUGGACUUGAUGUGCUCCUGGUUACCGGUGGAUACCCUUGCUGCAACGAUAGUCGAGAUUGGCCGGGCAUGCUUGUCAUCUUCUCCAUCCCCUAUCGCCGCUGAUCAGGGACAAGCCCAAGGGGAGAGUGACACGGACAGUAAUACCAGUGUCGAUACGAGGUUGUUAGAGGACUCAAUCUACAACGUGUGCAACUCGAGAGAGUUUUCAUGGUCGGCAUUGCUGGAGUCGCUACGACAGAGCGGCUUCCAAUUUGAGACGGUGCCUUUUGACAAAUGGAUAGAAAUGAUGCGGGAGAGCGAGGCACGGGGGAAAGAGCAUGUUAAUCCGGCGGUGAAGUUGAUUGGGCAUUAUGAAGCGAUGUAUGGAAAAGGGUCAUUGCUAAGCUCUAAGAAGUUCCAUACCGAUCGGGCUGAGAGAGACAGCGAGACCCUGCGCAAUGGGCGGUUGAAAAUUGUCGAGGAUGGAAUUCUGAGUUGCUAUGCUCGUGAUUGGUUGACUCGAUGGAUGACUUCUUGA
This is a messenger RNA of Penicillium cataractarum, 3198 nucleotides long. RefSeq lists its product as uncharacterized. Bases 1 to 3198 code for a protein of 1065 amino acids. The transcript is spliced from 4 exons. NCBI's taxonomy places the organism in Eukaryota, Fungi, Ascomycota, Eurotiomycetes, Eurotiales, Aspergillaceae. The record is from RefSeq and is a predicted model, not a curated record.